UAUAUUCUUGUUUACCUAUCCCUGCAGCAAGGAGGCCUGGGAGAGAUGAAGAUAGCAUUGCUGUCUGACUUUAACAAGAAGAUUGCAAGGGACUAUGGAGUGCUGCUGGAGGAUGCUGGGAUUGCUCUCAGGGGUCUGUUCAUUAUUGAUCCCCGUGGGAUCAUCAGACACAUGAGUGUGAACGACCUCCCCGUGGGGCGCUCCGUGGAUGAAACCAUCCGGCUGAUCCAGGCCUUCCAGUUUGUGGAGAAGCACGGAGAGGUGUGUCCUGCAGGCUGGCAGCCGGGCGGAGACACGAUCAAACCAGAUCCAAAGGGAUCGAAGAAGUAUUUUGACAAGUCGAGCUAGAUGUCAGGAGUGAGCAGUCACAGGAUCAUAGUCUGCAGGUAGAUGGAAAAAUGUCAUCCCACCCACCACCAAUUCAUUUGUAAAGCCGUUGAUAAAGUCACAGCCCAUAAGUAUUACCUAAACUUGUGACUAAUAUUUUACAUUUAACAGUUUGCAAACCAGGAAGAAUAGUACAAUCUUUGAACAUAAAUACCUAGUAGGUUUGUACAAAGUGGGAAACUACGCUCUGCCACUUGUGUGUUGCGUGACUAAAUUGUAUCAAACUGGACAAAUUUGUGCUAAGUUACUGAGUGAAGCUGUCAAGUACAAAAAUGUAGUCAUAUUUUGUGCACCUAUUAUCAUGUAGCCUACUAUAGAAUUUAUCCAAACUUUUUUGUUGUCACAUCAUGGAGCUUAGUAUCAAAUUUAUGGCUGGGAUUUGUGUGAUGUGUUGUGCUAGUACAAAUGCAAUAUAUGGUGUCUCUUCAAGCUCA
Branchiostoma floridae (Florida lancelet) is the source of this 821-nucleotide messenger RNA. RefSeq names its product peroxiredoxin-like. Gene Ontology annotation, molecular function: thioredoxin peroxidase activity. The record is from RefSeq and is a predicted model, not a curated record. Gene Ontology annotation, cellular component: mitochondrion; cytosol. Lineage: Eukaryota; Metazoa; Chordata; Leptocardii; Amphioxiformes; Branchiostomatidae. The coding region runs from base 46 to 348 and encodes 100 amino acids. The transcript has 3 exons. Gene Ontology annotation, biological process: cell redox homeostasis; hydrogen peroxide catabolic process; cellular response to stress.